AUAAAAACAGUGCGAGAUAAUAUUUGCAGCCAUUCAAUAUUGAAUUUAUUGUCAGUGAUGAUGGCGCUUAUCAAGGGGAUGCUUUUGAUCGUGUUUCUUUCAUGUUUGAUACUGUGUUCACAAGGAGAAGUUAAACAAUGUACCCGUAAUAUACAGUGCUUGCCUCGCGGUUUGUGUUGUGAAUCCGGAAACCUGGUGAGAGGGAAAAGAGCUCUUAGCUUACUUGGCGGAAAGUGUGCUCAAUAUAAGGAGGAGGGCGAACGAUGUCAUAGAAACAACGUGAUUGCAGAACCUUCUGAGAUGGAGAUGCUGUGCCCGUGUAGAUAUGGUCUGACGUGUGAACCUAACAACGAGAUGCCUCCCGUCUACGGUAACUGCGUGCCCAUAAAAUAAGGAGGCUCCCGCAGACCAUGGGAUAGUAGCUUUAGGGGCCACAUGUAAUAAGUCUAAUUCUGUAAUGUUAUCCAAUUUAUAUGCAUUGGGCCAUUUUUUAAGUUGAUUUUAAUUUCCUUACCAAUUGUAUCCGGACUGCACGGUUUGCUUUGUUAUCCUUAUGUGACGAAACAUUAAUUACAAAAUUAAUAAGCAAGCGAAUAAAAAUAUUAAAACAAACUGAAA
Molecule: messenger RNA, 618 nt
Organism: Lingula anatina
Lineage: Eukaryota; Metazoa; Brachiopoda; Lingulata; Lingulida; Lingulidae
Source: RefSeq, a predicted model, not a curated record